AUUAUCUGGGGCACUCGAAGCACGAGGUUUAUCCCACGAGUUCUCCGCGCUUGAUUCUCCGAAGUUUCGGCUGAAAUUGCUCGGGUUUUAUCGCGUCGUAAGGAACUUUUUUGAUAGCAGUUCGGCGGUCUGAGAAGAGGCAAUUUAUCAGCAACAUGAAGUUCCUCGCUCUUGCGUUCCUGGUUUGUGUGCUGGCUCUAGUGGUCGCUCAGAAGAAGAAAGGCGAAGGCGAUAAGGACGCCAAAGAGGAGGAUGACACCCCCAAGUGCGGCGCCUGGGAAGUGUGGCGUUGCGCGAGCACCAACUGCUCCGAGACCACGUGCGAGGUUCCGACGCUCGGCCACCACUGUGCCAAGGACUGCGAGGAAGGGUGCUUCUGCGACGACGGAUUCUUCAGGGACGACCUGGGCAACUGUGUCACCUGGGACCACUGUUCGCGGGAAUGAUCCACUUUGGCACUCGUGGAUCAGAUUAGUGAGAGAUUAAGAAGCUGACGAUAGCCCGUUUCAACUUGAGUUCAAUCCAUAUGUCAAAAAUAAAGGUUUUAAAAAAAUAAAAAAAAUAAGAAAAACGACAUCUAGAGGC
This is a messenger RNA of Ixodes scapularis (black-legged tick), 585 nucleotides long. RefSeq names its product cysteine-rich venom protein 6. The record is from RefSeq and is a predicted model, not a curated record. Lineage: Eukaryota; Metazoa; Arthropoda; Arachnida; Ixodida; Ixodidae. The transcript has 2 exons. Bases 156 to 446 code for a protein of 96 amino acids.